AGUUGAAGAGCAGCUGAUGGUGGAGUAGCCGCGGGAGGAGGAAUGGCCGAGGCCGUGCCCGACACCCGGAGGCUGUUGGCUAAGCCGCAGAACCUCAAGGACGCCUACGGGCCCCCGAGCAACUUCCUGGAGAUCGACGUGAGCAACCCGCAGACGGUGGGGAUCGGGCGGUACCGCUACACCACCUACGAGGUCCGGAUAAAGACCAAUUUGCCAAUAUUCAAGCUGAAGGAAUCUUCAGUCAGGAGAAGAUACAGUGACUUUGAAUGGCUGAGAAAUGAACUGGAAAGGGAAAGCAAGGUUGUGGUGCCAGCAUUGCCUGGCAAAGCAAUAUUUCGCCAGCUGCCUUUUCGAGGAGAUGAUGGGAUCUUCGAUGAUUCUUUUAUAGAAGAACGAAAGCAAGGGCUUGAACAGUUUAUUAACAAAGUUGCUGGGCACCCUUUGGCACAGAAUGAGCGCUGUCUGCAUAUGUUUCUUCAAGAGGAAACAAUAGACAAAAACUACACACCAGCAAAAGUGAAGCUUGCAUAAACAGUGUAAAUGGACUAUAACGCUGAUCUGUCCAAAAAAAAAAAUCCUUCCAUGCCAACUGAGACUUCUGGGUUUUCGUUAAUCCUCAGAAUACCUUUCUGCCUGCUGAUGUUUCUGAAUAAUUAACAGAAUUUCAUCUCCGGUGCAGAUCACAGGCGAGAGAGACAGGCCUACGUUCAGGGUUAGGAGCAGCUUCUGUAGUUUUGACUUUGUGUUAGAAUGUUUGCUUCAUGUUGAUUCUGAAGGCUUACAUUUUGAGCAAAAGGAAGUCGUACACUAAUGUGCUCUUUCUAGUUUAUACACUAUUUUCUUUUGGCAGAAAUUACUGCUGCCAGAUGGACCUGUGGUUAUAAAUAAGCACUUCUGACCAUUGUAUCUAUUACUGCUGUUAUGAAAGAGUGGUAUUUUUUAGAAUGCAUGCUUUGUAAAGUGUAGUACAAGAAUCUAGCUGAGAUUAUCCAGACUUGGCAAGAUGUUUGGUCUGAUUUUUCAAGAGUGCAUGGUAUACAGGCAACCGAACACAAUCGCAUAGCAUUUAUGGAAUAUCUAUGGUAAAGCAGUCUGAUUAACUUUUCUCUCUUAUGUUUUGGACUGAGUAGGAAAAUUCUGUUACUUCUAUAUUCUUCCAUCUUUAAGUUCCCAGCCAUAACAUAUAUUUGUAGCUAUGGUCACUUGUCUAACUAAAAGAUGGACAUUUGGUCAAAAGUAACACCUGUUUAAAGAAAUUUGUUUAGUAUAUUUUUUUCUCUCCAUAUUCUUCAGCGAGCUUUUGUACUAAACCCUUCUGCACCUGUUUAUCGCACUUUGUUCAAUUUAAACUUUUUUGCCUGUAAAAGUUAUGUUUUCAAAUAAAGUUGACACCUUG
Callorhinchus milii (elephant shark) is the source of this 1396-nucleotide messenger RNA. RefSeq names its product sorting nexin 3 (gene snx3). Gene Ontology annotation, molecular function: phosphatidylinositol-3-phosphate binding. Lineage: Eukaryota; Metazoa; Chordata; Chondrichthyes; Chimaeriformes; Callorhinchidae. Gene Ontology annotation, cellular component: retromer complex; early endosome membrane. Gene Ontology annotation, biological process: late endosome to Golgi transport; endocytic recycling. The record is from RefSeq and is marked provisional.